Messenger RNA from Bombus huntii, 2127 nucleotides. RefSeq names its product odorant receptor 22c-like. The coding region runs from base 822 to 2078 and encodes 418 amino acids. Gene Ontology annotation, molecular function: odorant binding; olfactory receptor activity. Gene Ontology annotation, cellular component: plasma membrane. The record is from RefSeq and is a predicted model, not a curated record. Gene Ontology annotation, biological process: sensory perception of smell; detection of chemical stimulus involved in sensory perception of smell. The transcript is spliced from 5 exons. NCBI's taxonomy places the organism in Eukaryota, Metazoa, Arthropoda, Insecta, Hymenoptera, Apidae.
UUUUGCAGAUUCUAAGUUCUGCGGUGUCAUAUUUUACGUUAUUAAGAAAUCACGCAGGCGAUGUAUAACUACUACGAUACAACAGUGUCCGAUACACAGAAAAUAUAUGCGGGAGAAUUUAAUUUCAGACAAUAGUUACAUAUGUUUUUGUUAAAAUAGAAAAUAAAAUUAAAGAGAUAUUUCAUUACCAAAUAAAUCUAAGUAUGUAUUGUACAGUGUACAUUAUUGUGCAUAUUGUAGUUAAUAACGUUUCGUAUUGUAAUCGUCCGAAAUUGAGGUAAGUAUUUUGUAUUACACACAAGACUUCGCGCAACCUUACACACAUAUUACACAACUGUAUACCUCAUAGGUAACACAAAGGAAAAAAACAAUUUUUCAUAAUAACCACAGUGCAAUAACAUCAAAUAAUUCCGAUUUCACCAUUUUCAUUCUUCCUUUUUUUGUAGCAACAAAACAUAAAAACAAAGCAUUUUCCAUUUUACCACUAAUUUCAUAAAAAGCGAACGACGUCUAGCGUCUAGCUAUAUAACACCUCGCUUGUACCUUCAGUCCAGGAAAUAAUGAUCCAUAAUACGCGCCGGCCCCAUAAAUAACGCAACAGACGUCAAUCAAAUACAUGGUGAACCUGUUAUUUUCUUUUUCUGUUUUUUACGUUUCGGGUUAUUCGUAACACUUCCCUGACAAAUAGAUUAAAAACAAAGAAAAAGAAGAGAGAAUAAACAAACAGCAAGAAAUUAAAAACGCGAAGCAACUAUAGUUACAGAGUUUCAUAUGAUACGUAAGUGAUAGCUUUAGACGGUUGACGAUCAAACGGAACGAACAUGCAAACGGAACAAGAGUUGGACAUAUCGAUGAGAUUGUCGGCUUUCUUCUUAAAGCACAUUGGCCUAUGGAUAGCUAAUGAUCCCGCGGAUGAACGCCGGAUGAAAAUUAUAUUCACCUACACAAUUUGGAAUUUGAUAUUUGGCAUGAUCGUCUUGAGCAGAGAUUUGUAUUUUACUUGGUUCUACAAUGGCGAUACGCUUUAUGCUCUUGCGAAUACUAUGAGUUUGAUACUGUCCUCAGUCAAGGUAUGCGUUAUAGUGAUACACAAAAAGGAAUUUAUGAACCUCGUCGUGUACAUGGAACAACAUUUUAUGGCUGUUAAAUACGAUAUUCACGAGAAAGAAAUUUUGGAUAAUUGCAGAAAGAUUUGCGCCCUUUUCAUCUCUAGCGUUACCACCAUUGGAAUAUGUGCUAUACUAUCUUAUAUAACCACGCCUUUUAUUGCACAAAUUGGAAACAAUGAAUCCACAAGGGAACUUCCAUUUAAUAUGUGGAUAGGUAUUUUGUCAGAAUCUCCUUACUAUGAACUAAUAUUUUUUGCGCAGAUUAUGAGUCUAUCUUAUAUAGGAAUCUGCUACUUCUGCUUCGAUAAUGUUUUCUGCGUCAUGGCCAUACACUUAGGCGGUCAAUUUCGCAUACUUCGAUAUAGAUUUUCAGAACUGUGUAACAUAAAAUAUCAGAUAAGCGAGCAAGAUAAAAUGUCGAUACUGACGAAGCAUGUACACAGAACUUACGAGACAUUUAGGAAGUACGUUCAACAACAUCAAGCACUGAUCAAUUAUUACAAUUCGCUAGAAAACGUGUACACGGUGAUUAUACUUAUACAGGUGCUGGUAUUUAGCGUGUUAAUUUGCCUGUUCGGUUAUCAAGUGUUAUUGGCUAAUACUAACUCUGCAAGACGUUCCAUUUUCGUCUUUCUCCUAAUCGGCGCGUUGUCCUUAUUGUUUAUGUUCACCUAUAGCUGCGAUGAUGUAAUAGAACACAGUGAUAACGUUGCUAUAGGAGCAUAUUCAGCGCUGUGGACGAUUAUGCCAAUGAACAAACAUGGGAAGAUGCUUCGAAACGAUUUGAUAAUGACAAUAGAGCGGUCCAGGCGAGUCUGUUGUUUGACCGCAAAUGGAUUUUUUCCUGUAUCGCUGGAAACUUAUACUAAGGUCGGUACAAUACCUAUAAGAAACACAGUACGUUAUGGUCUUCCUCGAUUACCAAACGUCAAUCUUUUCUUCCGCUUUUUUCUUUCUUACAAUUGGUAACGAGAAAUAUACGAGUGUGAAAACGAUCCACGAUGUUUAAAAUACAUGU